Messenger RNA from Mugil cephalus (flathead mullet), 5163 nucleotides. Its product is annotated as potassium voltage-gated channel subfamily D member 3-like. Bases 320 to 2248 code for a protein of 642 amino acids. The transcript is spliced from 9 exons. The record is from RefSeq and is a predicted model, not a curated record. Gene Ontology annotation, biological process: protein homooligomerization; potassium ion export across plasma membrane. Gene Ontology annotation, molecular function: A-type (transient outward) potassium channel activity; protein binding. Gene Ontology annotation, cellular component: neuronal cell body; membrane; voltage-gated potassium channel complex. NCBI's taxonomy places the organism in Eukaryota, Metazoa, Chordata, Actinopteri, Mugiliformes, Mugilidae.
UAGAGAGAGGGGGAGAGAGAGAGCGCUCCUCCUCUUCCUCCGUUUCUCGUCCACCACUCAUCCCGAAACGCCAAGGUAAGACGGUCCUCACGACGGAGUCCUCUCAUCGUUCCUCCCCUCGCAUAAUGGAAACUGAACUGAAACAGCUGUGACUCGCUUUAAGAAAUAACCAAACCCACGACUUGUUACUAAAGCGGCUCCGGAAGAAGGUCGUGCUUCUUUGGAUGGAGAAUUUUGAAUCGAUGGUGAAUGAGCUGAAGUCAAGCUGGUUGUGAAGGUGCUGGACUUGCUCCCCCCUACAUCCCAAGCCGGACACAACAUGGCGGCGGGAGUAGCGGCAUGGCUUCCCUUCGCCCGGGCGGCCGCGAUCGGCUGGAUGCCCGUGGCCAAUUUGCCCAUGCCAGUGGCUCCCACUGAAAAGAACAAGAGGCAGGAUGAGCUCAUCAUUCUCAAUGUCAGUGGACGGCGCUUUCAGACUUGGAAGAACACGUUGGACCGCUACCCAGACACACUGCUGGGCAGCUCGGAGAAGGAGUUCUUCUACAAUGAGGAGACCAAAGAGUACUUCUUCGACCGUGACCCUGACAUGUUCCGCAGCGUGCUCAACUUCUACCGCACAGGCAAGCUCCACUAUCCACGCUCUGAGUGCAUCUCCUCCUAUGACGAGGAGCUGGCCUUUUUCGGCAUCAUCCCAGAGAUCAUUGGUGACUGUUGCUACGAAGAGUACAAGGACAGGAAGAGGGAGAAUGCGGAGCGCCUGAUGGAUGACCAGGAGGACAACAAGGAUGCUAAGCUGCCCAACAUGACCUUCAGGGAAACCAUGUGGCGGGCGUUCGAGAACCCUCACACUUCCACCAUGGCUCUUGUCUUCUACUAUGUCACCGGCUUCUUCAUCGCUGUCUCGGUCAUCACCAACGUGGUAGAGACGGUGCCAUGUGGGUCAGCACCCAACCAGAAGGAAGUGCCAUGUGGUGAGCGCUACACUGUGGCCUUUUUCUGCAUGGACACCGCCUGUGUCAUGAUCUUCACCGUGGAGUACCUGAUGCGCUUGUUCGCUGCGCCCAGCCGCUACCGUUUCAUGAGAUCUGUCAUGAGCAUCAUCGACGUGGUGGCCAUCCUACCCUACUACAUUGGCCUGGUGAUGACUGACAACGAGGACGUGAGUGGCGCUUUCGUGACCCUCCGUGUUUUCCGCGUGUUCCGUAUCUUUAAGUUCUCCCGUCACUCGCAGGGCCUGCGCAUCCUGGGCUACACACUGAAGAGCUGUGCCUCGGAGCUGGGCUUCCUGCUCUUCUCACUCACUAUGGCCAUAAUUAUCUUUGCUACCGUCAUGUUCUACGCAGAGAAGGGUUCAAGCUCCAGCAAAUUCACCAGCAUCCCAGCCUCCUUCUGGUACACCAUCGUUACUAUGACAACGCUCGGGUACGGAGACAUGGUUCCCAAGACGAUCGCGGGGAAGAUCUUCGGUUCAAUCUGCUCACUGAGUGGGGUGCUGGUAAUUGCCCUGCCUGUCCCUGUCAUCGUGUCCAACUUUAGCCGCAUCUAUCACCAGAACCAGAGAGCAGACAAGCGGCGGGCGCAGAAGGUACAGAAAGCCCGCCUGGCCAGAAUACGAAUAUCCAAGACAGGAAGCUCCAAUGCUUUCCUACACAGCAAGCGCAAUGGCCUGUUCAACGAAGCUCUGGAGCUCACGCAACUUCCAUACAAGAUGAACUUUUCAGAUCAGAAUUCCACUGAGGAGGAGCAACGUUUAAGCAAGUCUACCUCUCUAUUAGAGAGCCAGCACCACCACCUGCUGCACUGUCUGGAGAAAACCACUAACCAUGAGUUUGUGGAUGAGCAGUAUUACCAGCAGAGUUAUCUGGAGGCAGGGCUGCAGAACUACCCGUCUCGAAGCCCCUCCAUCUCCAGCCAGGACGGCGUGACGGGGACAUGCUGCACCCGCCGGAGCAAGAAGCACCACACCCCCCUACCGAACGCCAGUGCCCCGGCACACAUGCAGCCUUUGACGCACACACACCAACAAGGCUUGCAGGAGCUCAGCACCAUCCACAUCCAGCCCCUCAGCACCAGCCGCUCCAGUCUGAACAUGCGCGUAGAUGAGCCAGCGCCUCUGAACUGCCAGGGCAGCCAGAUCACCACAGCGAUCAUCAGCAUUCCCACGCCACCUGUGACGACUCCCGAGGGCGACGCUCAUCUGCCCGCAGCCCACACCCACCAAAACGUUGUGAAGGUGUCCGCACUGUGAAGACUAAUGUGCAGGCGCGUCACACAGAAAAGACUCAUCGAGACGGACUGAGGGACGGAGGAGGACUGAGAAUGAUGGAGAAGGUGUUCAGAGUCCUAGUCUGGCCCUGGUGAAGCCUGCCCUCUUCUGGUCAUGUACUGUAACGACAUGGACUCCCUGUACAGACAGAGGAUGGCUUUUAGAUACAGUAUCUUCAUGUUAGUGGUUGGCAAACGUGUGUGUGCGAGCGUGUGCACGGGCGAAAGAGCGGGGAAAUGUUUGCAGGGAGUUGUUGUGGGUGAGAAGGCGAGCGAGUGCGUGCCUCCCAAGUGUCCGACGUGAGUUCCCAGAGUAAGUCAUGUGUCACUGUGCACAAAGCACCUUUUUUAUGAUUUCAGUUUCACGCUUUUUUUAGCAGGAGAAAUGAAAGAGUAUGAGGGGAAACUCAAAGGGAAAGAACAAAUCCAAAACAUCUUUUCCCCCCGCCGAUUCAAUCCCGUCAUUGUUUUGUGUCAUUUUUGGUCCACUUGCCCGUCAGUAGAUGAAUAUACCACCAUUCAUUUUCAGGUCCAACGUGAGCUGAAAUUCUUACAAAGAUGAAACCCGGUGGGUGUGUCUGCAAUGGCGUUUCCAGUGAGUUUCGUAUUUGUGAACGAGUGCAUGUGAAUUUUUGCUAGAUUUGUGACAUUUCGGACCGGAGGUGCGUUCGUGCGUGGGUGCGUGCGUGUGUGCGUGUUUGUCUCAGCUGAUUGAAAACUUGUGUUUCAAUUCCUCUGGAAGUCUCUACGGCUCAAUAUAUGGUAUAUUUGACUAGCUGCCACUCUUAAGGGUUCGCUGAACACAUUUCUGUCCAAAAUUCUCAGCUCCAAGGCUUCUCACACGACAUGUGCCUGUUUUGCUGGAGUAAAAAGAGAUGUGUUUGCUUUUGUGGUUUCCACAGUUUCUCCCCCCCGUUCUAUUCCCCUUUGGCUCCUACAGCCCGACGGACCUCAAAUAACUCAACUUCUCUAACAGAGAAACACACACAAAAAAAGAGUACAUUUUUGAAUUCUAACCACCGCGAUUAAAAGCACAAGACGUUUGCUGAGAAUUUCAGACACAAAUCUGUCCUGAGCCUGUGAUCUUUGUGAAUAUUGUUAAUAGAAUAUUUUGUAAUAUUUGACCUUUGUUUGGCAGAACCAGUGAAGCUGUCCUCUCGUUCUCUCUCUUUCUUCCCCUCACUCUGUCUUUCUCUAUUUCUCCUUCUUUCUCUAACUCUCUCUCUCUCGUUGUUGUCCUGUUGUAACCCUACCUCCUGUGUGAUCAACAGUAUGCUUUCAGUAGUCUUUAUAGCUGUCGACGUUUUUUCUUCCCCAAACUCAGCGGGCAUUUUUCAAAGUUGUUGAGAAUGUGUACUCUAUGUGGUUAGGAAAAAACUUGGUGUUUGUAAUUUUUGUCCUCCUUGGUGUUUCAAAAGGAUUUUAUUUACUUUUAUCUUCUGGGGAGAAUUUUAAGCAGGGAAGUCUGUUGUUAACUUGACCGCAGAGACAUAGAGGACACUGGAAGAACCAUCCACAGAUCUCUGUCACAAAAAAAAAAAAAAAUACCCAUGAUGUUCAAUCUUUUCUCUCAACUACCGCACCAAUGACUUAAGUAUUAUUUUCAUCAAAUCCUGUCAGAGCUGACCUUUGUAACUAUGGACGAUGACCUUUUUGGCUAACCUCCAAGCUGAUGCCGGUCUGUUGGCCUUUUUUUUCGUCUUGAAUGUCACUUUGGGUUCUGCAGGCCCGGAGGCCGUUACUAAAGUUGGAUGCGACCAAUGCUGGGAGUUUCACCAAAACAGGGAAGAGCAGCUUCUGUCACAGUGGGUGAAAGACCCACUUCUGCUCCAUGUAGAUUAAAUAAAAUGGUGUUCAAGAGCACACAGUCUGCAUAUUUCAAAAGCAAUACUGGAAUUGGGUCUGAUAUAUUAUGUCUACCCACAUGUAGCUGUUUGUUUUUCUUGUAGAAUUAUUUAAAGCGAGUGUUAAACUGGCAGCAAAUGCAUCACGGUCUUUUAAAAAUAGAGAUAUAUAUGUAUUAGCUUAAAAUUGAGGCAGAACUCCACAAAACACAUAUCAGCACAUCAGCCACAGGUGGAAAUGUGUGACAAACCAUAUCAGUGCAUCAUUAAAGGUCCUCUGAUGUGCUUUAGUUCUCUCUGAUCUUGAGGUGAGAACCAACCAAAAGACAGACAAAACAGAAUUGGGGCGAGACGUGGUUUACCUCUGAUGUUUCUAGUACGAGCGCUGGUAAUGUAGUAUUGCACACACAGUGACAACUGCCUAGAUCCAGUGUUAGCGUUUAGUCAAGCUGUGCGCAAAUUUCUGAGAAGAAAAAAAAGACGAGCACAGACAGUCAGAGCUUUUCAGUGUAUUUCAAAGGGACAUUGACUUCAUAUUCACAGCAUAGAGUCCGACAUUUACAGUCUAUUGGAAACUACAACAAGAGUAUGACAUAGGUAACAGCAGAAGCGAGGCUCCCUGUAUUUUGUUGCUAACGACAGUAAUUAAACGUGAUUAAUCUCCUGCUUCCCUGUUUCAGGACAGGUUGUUUUGUGUCAGCUGCACUUUCAAAUGACACAGUUUAAAAUAUUAUGUGAGCAUAUAUUCCGCUUAAAGUGUCAAAGGAUUGCUUUUUUUUUUGUUUUUUAAGUUUUGAAGUUUAUUUACAAAUGACAAAAACAGGUCUGUGGUUGUGUUUGUCUCUCUCUUUCUCUGUUAUGUAUUCUCCUUUGAUUGUCUCUUUUCUGGGCUCACUCAGUUUUCCUCUGACUCUUUUGCUUUGCCCUCCUAUGCCACCUGUCGUUGUUGAGACUACUGCUGUGCGUAUCUUGUCAGGUGUUGGAUAUUAUUUAUGACCUUGUCUUGUGUCCUGGCUGUGAAACGCCUGAUAAAAACAUCUAUAUCUGCCACAAA